AUAUUACUGAAUACAAUAAUCACAGUUUUUUCUCCGAUUAUCAAUGAGUAGUUAUAUCAGUAAGAACUACAAAUUAACGUACGUAACAAUUACAUUUCACACACAUUGACAAUAACUCAAAUUAGAUUCUUUAUAUCAGUACUUAUUAUAACGAAAAACACGUGAUUUUAAAUAAAUUCUAGUAAAUUAUGAUUUUGAGUUUUUUUUUUUUUUUUUUUUGAAAGAUUAUGUUUUCGAGUUUAGAAUGGAAUCAUUACCCAAAUAAAUUCGGCUUAAUGGAAGCAACAUGGAAGUCCAUCGAUGCCAUUAUUCUGAGAUUCCUCAUAAUUUCAUUUCAACUAAGAUAGCCGCCCAUUAGACCCCAAGUCAAAAAAUUGAUACCCAUUUUUUAAUUUUUUUAUUAUUAUUAUUAUUUCUUAAAAAGGCAGCCUUUAAUAUACCCCAUUUAAGGUUAUUUUAAGAAUAAAACAAAAAAAGUAUUUUCAGACUUAAGUCAAAAAAUAAUUCUCUACUUUUCCUACAAAAACAAUGCCAGAAAAAUGAUACUCCGUACCACUGAACUCGGACAGUAGCAAUAUUGCAGAAAACAGGGUAUUUUGAAUUACCAAAAAAAAAAAAAAAAAAAAAAAAAAACAGAAACAGAGGAGAGAGAAAAAUUGCUAAAUUGAGAGAUGAAAACAUGGUUUAAUUCUCCAAUUUGUGGUAAAAAUAUUAUGGAAGUUGAAAUUGACCCAACUUCAAUUGAUGGUUCAAGCCAUUAUAGUCUUUCUAAUGGUGUUCUUCCUUCACUUGGAGCUCGUAGCAAUCGUGGUGCUUUUCUCCAUCGUUCUACUGUUUCACCCUUUAAUCAUCGUUAUAGAAUAUGGGAAAUGUUUCUGGUAAUUUUGGUCUUUUAUACAUCAUGGGUGUCUCCAUUCGAAUUUGGAUUCCUUGACAAACCAAUCAAAAGCCUAGCUAUUCUCGAUAAUAUUGUUAAUGGAUUUUUUGCUAUUGAUAUCAUUUUGACCUUCUUCGUCGCAUAUCAAGAUCCACAAACGUAUCUCCUGGUUGAUGACCGAAGGUUGAUUGCUUGGAAGUACAUAAGAACCUGGUUUUUGUUCGAUUUCAUAUCAACCGUCCCUUCUGAACUUGUUGACAAAAUCAUCCCCGACAGCAUUCAUGCCUAUGGCCUCUUCAAUAUGUUACGUCUUUGGCGUCUUCGUAGAGUCAGUAAGAUGUUCUCCAGAUUGGAGAAAGAUCGAAAUAUCAACUACUUUUGGAUCCGAUGCAUUAAGCUAAUUUGUGUGACUCUUUUUUCGGUUCACUGUGCUGCCUGCUUCUACUUUUUCCUUGCAGCCCAUUAUCCUGACCCGAAAAAGACUUGGAUUGCUCUUUCAUUUCAGAACUUUCAGACUGCAAAUUUGUGGCUACUUUAUGUGACAUCAAUUUAUUGGUCAAUAACCACUCUCACAACAGUGGGUUAUGGUGAUUUGCACCCUGUUAAUAUAAGGGAGAUGGUCUUCGACAUUUUCUUUAUGCUCUUCAAUCUUGGAUUGACUGCAUAUUUGAUAGGAAAUAUGACAAACUUGGUGGUUCAUGGGACUAGCCGAACUAGAAAUUUUAGGGACAAAAUACAAGCUGCUUCAAAUUUUGCUCAAAGGAAUAGGCUUCCUGUUCGCCUCCAAGAUCAAAUGAUCUCUCACUUGUGUUUGAAAUACAGAGCUGAUUCAGAAGGGUUGCAACAGCAAGAGGUUCUCGAAUCCCUUCCUAAGGCAAUUAAAUCAAGUGUGUCACAUUAUCUCUUCUAUUCUCUGCUUGAUAAGGUGUACUUAUUUCGCGGAGUAUCAAACGACCUGCUUUUCCAGCUGGUUUCAGAGAUGAAAGCUGAGUACUUCCCUCCCAAAGAAGACGUGAUUUUACAAAAUGAAGCCCCUACAGAUCUCUAUGUGCUGGUCCAUGGCACAAUGGAGUUUAUUGUGCAGAAACUUGGAGUUGAACAGGUUGUUAAGGAGGUUAAAGCUGGAGAUGUAUGUGGGGAGAUAGGUGUUCUUUGCUACAGACCGCAGCUCUUUACUGUUCGCACCAAGAGAUUGUGUCAGCUACUGCGUCUAAAUCGAACUGCCCUUUUGAAUCUUGUCCAAGCUAAUGUUGGAGAUGGAGCUAUUAUCAUGAAUAACCUCCUCGAGCAUUUAAAAACUCAGGAGGAUCCAAUUAUGCAAGCUGUUCUUGUAGAUGUUGAGAAAAUGCUUGCUCAAGGUCAAAUGGAUUUGCCUCUUAGUUUAUGUUUUGCGGCUGCAAGAGAUGAUGAGCCAUUGUUGCAACACUUGCUGAAACGAGGCUGUCAUCCUGAUGAGAGAGACAUGAAUGGCCGCACUGCCCUGCACAUCGCUGCUGCCAACGGAAACGAAAGUAUUGCAAAUAUCCUAUUUGCACAUGGAGCAGAACCAAAUAUCAAAGACUCUGAAGGGAGCAUUCCCCUUUGGGAUGCACUAGUAGCCAAGAAUGACUCCAUGAUCAAGCUACUCAAAGACCGUGGUUCCAAUAUAGCUUUGGGUGAUGUAUAUCGAUAUGCUUGCUAUGCAUUAGAGCAGGGUGACCUGGAUUUGCUAAAGGUUAUUGUUCGUCAUGGUGGAGAUCUGACAUUGCCUGGGAGUGACGGAUCUACACCACUUCAUGCUGCAGUUUCUAAUGGAGAUAUUAAAGCUGUCAAUUUCCUUUUAGAGCUAGGGGCAGAUAUUGACAAGUAUGAUGAGGAUGGAUGGACAGCAAGAAGUUUGGCAGAUUUUCAAGGGAAAGAAGAUAUAAAGGCAUUAUUUGAAUCUAAGAAAAAGGCAGCUAGCCUAGAAUCAACUGUAAGAUUUCCUGAUAAGGGAGCUGGUCCUGCUCGGAUCAUGAAGUAUCCGAGUACUGGUACAAUAGAUGUUCCUCCAAACACAAUUCAAAUGACGCAGGUUGAUAAUCACCCUAGGCGUCAGGUUGACACAUUUCAAAACUCGCUAUUUGGUUUUGUCUCAGCUGCCACUAGAGGUGAAUCUACUGAUCUCAAUGGUUUCUCAAGUAUGUUGGGGAACCAAGUAGCUAGAGUAAUUCUUAGAUGCCCAGAGAAAAGUGAGACUACAAAGCUUGUAAUGUUGCCAAAGACUCUGCAAGAACUGCUUGAAACCGGAAGCAAAAAAUUUGGAUGUCAUUGUACGAAAGUAGUCACUCUAGAAGGUGCUGAAAUUGAUGAAAUCGAUCUUAUAAGAGAUGGUGAUCAACUCUCACUCAUCUGUUCAUAAAAACAAAUUCCUUGAAAGCUCAUUUUCGGUAAGCUUUCCAUUAACAUCUAUCUUCUCUAGAAACCAUGACUGUCACAGUAUUCAUAAUCCUGGCCAAUAAUUGAUUGGAAGAUUACCCUGGCAAAGCCAACGGAAAUCAAAAGGCUUUAUAAAAUGACCUAUGCAGGAAUGGUACUAUAGUGAUUACUAAAUACCGAGAUUAAAUUGGUGUCCCCAAUCAUUACCAGGGAUGGCUUUGUGGAUUUGGAGCGCCGUAUAUUCUUAGAAACAGGAAAUACCUAUAGAAUAGAUUUGUUCUGCUUACAUGUUUUUGUAAUUUUUUCCAUUUUUUAUUUGUUAUUUUCCAAGUACAAAUUCCAGUUUCUAGCUCACAAAAUUAUACUCCAUACUUGAAGGGUAGAUACACCCUCUUUGGUGUAGUUUUACGUAGAUUGGGAUAUGUGUAAGGGCAUUCUCGGAACGGCUCAACUGAAUAAGGCAAAGGAAAAGUUAUCCUUUCUAUACUUCAGUUCUUGUAUCAUGUAUAGUAUGAUGAUUUUGGAAAUGUAAUCUACUAGUUCAAAUGUCAAAAGAAUUUUACUUCUUUGCUUGUGGUCUCAA
This is a messenger RNA of Chenopodium quinoa (quinoa), 3857 nucleotides long. RefSeq names its product potassium channel AKT1-like. Gene Ontology annotation, cellular component: membrane. Gene Ontology annotation, molecular function: protein binding; voltage-gated potassium channel activity. The transcript has 12 exons. The record is from RefSeq and is a predicted model, not a curated record. Lineage: Eukaryota; Viridiplantae; Streptophyta; Magnoliopsida; Caryophyllales; Amaranthaceae. Bases 672 to 3257 code for a protein of 861 amino acids. Gene Ontology annotation, biological process: transmembrane transport; potassium ion transport.